CCUUUCGCUUGCUACGUCGCGUCUCCCGCACCCACAACAAGAGUACACCUUGAUCGCGACCACCUCGACACCUCAACCACACACACCAACCUGUCAAAUUCCUAGGAACUAAUUCGCGUAUUGAUCCUCAACUUAGUACUGCACUUACACACAAUGGCGGACCCACAGCAACCCUCGCCGACCAAGAAGAAGAAGCUCCCCUUCAAGCGCACCGCCCGGCACAAGUCCAGCGAGGCAGCAGAGGAGGACAGCCUCUCCCUCUUCAGCCGCUCCAGCGAAUUCUUCCCCAGCAUCAUCGAAGACCGGGAAAGGCAGGCCAGGGAGAGGGCCGAAAAGGAGAAGGCCGAGAGAGAAGAGGCCGCGAAGGCGGCCGAAGCCGCCAGAGCAGAACGAGAACGCAGAGAGCGCUUGGCCCAGGAGCAGAGGGCCAAGGAGGACGGAUCGGACGACGAGCUCUCGCACAACUCCGGGUCCGCCAAGAAACGCCGUCGCGUCUCGCUCUCCGACCACGAGGAUGGGUUCGACGAUGCUAACAAGGGGGCUGGCAGCGGCAGCAGCGGAGACGACAGCACCAGUCCCCGGCCCCGGAAAUCGCGGACAUCGGCCUCGACGCCCCGCACGCCCAGCUCCAAGCCCGCGAGCUCCUUUGCCGUGAGCAUCGCGGGGUCCGAGAGCCGAGGCCCGACGCGCUCUCGCUCGCGCAAGACCGAAACGCCGGUCGUGGUCCUCGACGACGACGACGACGACGACGGUGACAAGAGCUCGGACGGGUUCGGAUCUCCCUCGCGGCCGCCGCGGGCAACGCGCUCGACCUCGAGGAGACCCGCGACACCCUCCUCCUCCGCCCCCGCCCCCUCCAAGUCGAAGCGUCCCGACCGGAGACCUUCGCGGGGCGACGUAGUCGUACUCGACGACGACAGCGACGACGACAAAAACGAUCAGAAGUCCGAUUCGGGCGAGCCCGGGACGGAAAACGGCGGCGAGGACGACCCGUCCGAGUUCUACAUCCGCGCGGCGAUGGAGCGGAUGCGGCAGGAGAAGGCGAAGAAGAAGGCCGGGGGCGACGCGGACGCGGGGGGCGGCGGCGGCGGGGCGGCGCAGGACGACGACGACGACGACCCGAUCGUGGAGAUACUGGUGACGUCGCAGGUGGCGGGGAUCGAGCCGCUGCUGUUCCGGCGGCGGGUGUCGCAGCCGCUGACGAUCGUGUACCAGACGUGGGUGGAGCAGCAGGUGGUGAAGCGCAGCCCGCUCGGGCGGGCCGCGCUCGAGGCCAUGUUCUUCGCCUGGAAGGGCGACAAGGUGUACGCGCACGCGACGCUGCGCACGCUCGGCAUCCGCCCCGACCGCGACGGCAAGCUCUACCCCAGCUGGGAGGGCACCCGCGACGGCUACCGCGGCCGCGACAAGGUCCACUUCGAGGCCUGGACCGACGAGCUCUACGCCGAGGACCAGCGUCGCCGCGAGCGCCAGCAGCGCCGCGCCCUCGGCGGCCUUCCCGACGACGACGAUGACGACGGCGGCGACGACGAUAACGGCCGCGCGUCCGCCGAGCCCGACCAGAAGAAGAAGCAGCAGCAGCACCAUGACGCCGACCCUGACCCCGACACCAAGGUGCGCGUGCUGUUCAAGACGCGCGACCACCCGCCGGUCAACGCGACGGCGCGCCUGCGCACGACGGGCGCCCAGCUCGUCCGCGUCUACCGCGUGCUGGCCCGGGUGCCGGAGGACAAGACGGUCGAGAUGUGGUGGGACGGCGAGGUGCUCGGCGCCGAGACGACGAUCGCCGAGGCCGAGAUCGGCGACCUGGACUCGCUCGAGGUGCACAUCCGGUGAGCCUUGCCCUCUCGCGCGCGGUACGGGGGCUGGCUGCAGCGGAACGAGCGGGAAAGGGGGUAACUAACUAACUAUACCCUGCGCCGAGGCAAGGAGCAGGGACUCUGAGACGGGAAUAGAGGCGGAAUGCCCGCCUGCGCGCUCCUCCUUGCUUGUAAUGACAAUGCGGCCCUCACCGUCUGCACUGGCAUGUAUGUUUAUUAAGUGGAGGCUCUAUAUAUAUCUAUAUUAUGAUACCCGUCGCUGAGGGAGCUAUGAAAACGUAUAAUCAAUUCCUAAGGCACGCUGAGCCCCCCUCAGCAGGGCAAGCGA
Molecule: messenger RNA, 2148 nt
Organism: Durotheca rogersii
Lineage: Eukaryota; Fungi; Ascomycota; Sordariomycetes; Xylariales; Xylariaceae
Exons: 1
Coding region: 154-1836 (560 amino acids)
Source: RefSeq, a predicted model, not a curated record